This is a messenger RNA of Silurus meridionalis, 3607 nucleotides long. Its product is annotated as zinc finger protein 883-like. Lineage: Eukaryota; Metazoa; Chordata; Actinopteri; Siluriformes; Siluridae. The record is from RefSeq and is a predicted model, not a curated record. Gene Ontology annotation, molecular function: protein binding; histone methyltransferase activity. The coding region runs from base 316 to 3153 and encodes 945 amino acids. The transcript is spliced from 8 exons.
UGGAGCUUUGUAGGAGAUGGGAGAAACCUCUCUGUUGUAGUCUUAACUAUAUGAGGUCCCAUCAAAACCACCCUCCAGUCCUGCAGGUAGCGCUGGAAUAGGCACACCGCCAUCACAGACGAAGAACAAGUCGAGGCGCUGCAAUUUUCCAACAGGAGCUUCAGAUCCAUCUACUGAUGUGUAAUAGAAAUCCCUGAGCUCCUCAAGGGAUAUUUCUAAUCUGGUUUUAAUCUAAUCCAGUUUAAGAAAAAUAUCGAUUCCUUGUUCCAGCUGUGUUUUAGGAACUGGUCUGGUCCUGCUUUAGAGAAAGGUAUAAUGGAAGCAGAAGGCAGCAGACCAGACUGUCAUGGUCGCUCACAGUUUUGCAAAAACGUGCAGACGGAAACUUGUACAGAUUCGAACGUAGGGACAUCGGACCCUCUGGAGGACGCCGCGGAAGACCAGAACGAGGCAUUACUGCGGAUUGUAAAAGUAGAAGAAUCCGAAGAUGAAGGUUACUUUGGUCAAGGAACAUCAGCUUUGGGUCACGACAUCCCAGUGGACCAGCAACAUAUCAAAGACGAUCCUGAGAAUGAUGAUGAAUAUCUCUACUGUGAGGAAUGCAAGUCCUUCUUCAUCAACAAAUGCGAGUUCCAUGGCCCAGCCGUCUUCAUCCCUGAUACCCCCAUUCCAGUAGGGGUUACUAAUCGAGCAAGACUCACCCUUCCACUUGGUCUGGAGGUUCAACAGUCUGAUAUUGCUGGAGCUGGACUGGGAGUGUUUAAUAAAGCUGAGACUGUUCCAGUUGGUGUCCAUUUUGGGCCAUACGAAGGGGAGCUGGUGGACCGAGAAGAAGCCAUGAACAGUGGUUAUUCCUGGGUGAUAUACAAAAACAGGAAGGAUGAGGAAUAUAUAGACGCAAAGAAAGUGAUUUGUGCUAACUGGAUGAGGUACGUCAAUUGUGCUCGUAACGGUGAGGAACAGAACCUAGUGGUGCUCCAGUAUCGAGGAGGGAUUUACUACCGUUGCUGCCAAUCCAUCAAACCAGGACAGGAGCUUUUGGUGUGGUACGGAGAGGAGUACCCAAGAGAUCACAGCCUUGAAUUCAACUGCCUCUGGAAUAUGAAGACCUCCGUAAACGAAAUGAAAGAUGGCCUGGAGCAAGUCUUCUCCUGUUCAUGGUGUCAUCUUUCGUACACUUCCCAAAUUUAUCUCCAGAAACACAUAAGAAGAAGCCACUGUAUUGAGGAUAUGAUGCCUACCAGGAGUAGCCCCCAAACCCUUUCUGGAAUUCUCCCCAUCGCCCCCGGACAAGAACAGGAAGAUGUCAAUCGCAGCAAGAGUUUUACUCAUUCUAGCGGUAACCAAACACACCAGUGCAUUACGACAGAAGACCGGAAUAAUGUGUCAUGGUGUGGGGAAGGUUUUCCUGAUCAGAGCGAUAAAGAACCCCAGCACGUUCCUGUAAUCAAGAAACCAUACGAAUGCUCAGAGUGCGGCAAGCGUUUCGCUUUUCAGACAACCCUACGGAUCCACCAGCUCAUUCACACAGGAGAGAAGCCGUACCCUUGCUCGCAGUGUGGAAAGAGUUUCCGGCGACGGAGCAACCUCCAGACGCACCAGCGCAUCCAUACCGGAGCGAAGCCCUAUCACUGUUCACAAUGCAAAAAGAGUUUUAGGCGCAAAAGCCACCUAAAGAUCCACCUGCGCAUUCACACUGGGGAGAAGCCGUUCACUUGUUCGGAGUGCGGCAAGAGUUUCGCGCACCAGACCUCCCUCCAGACGCACCCGUGUGUUCGCGAGAGAGAAAAGCCGCACCGUUGCGGUGAGUGUGGGAAGGGUUUUAACAAGCAGAGCCAUCUCGAGGCACACGAGCGAGUUCACAGCGGCGAAAAGCCCUUUCACUGCUUAGAGUGCGGGAAGAGGUUUACGCGGCAAAGCAACCUCCAGGCGCACCAGCGCAUUCACACGGGAGAGAAGCCCUACCAGUGCUCGCAGUGUGGCAAGAGGUUUACUCGGCAAGGCAACCUCCAAGCGCACCAGCGAAUUCACACCGGCGACAAGCCUUAUUGCUGUUCUGAAUGCGGGAAAAGUUUUACCCGGAAGAACCAUCUCCAAACGCACCAGCUCAUCCACACGGGAAACAAGCGAUACCAGUGUUCAGAGUGCGACAAGAGCUUUGCCUUUCAGCGCAACCUCGAGAUACACCAGCGCACCCACACAGAGGAGAAGCCGUUCGGCUGCUCGCAGUGCGGAAAGAGUUUUGCUCACCACAGCAACCUCCUCCGGCACCAGCACAUUCACACCGGAGAGAAGCCCUACCGCUGUCCGGAGUGCGGCAAAAGUUUUACAUACCACAGCAACUUGCAGAUCCACCAGCGCGUUCACACCGGUGAGAAGCCCUACCGCUGCCUGCAGUGCGGCAAGAGUUUUGCCCAUCACUGCGCUUUCAAUGUGCACCAGCGUCUCCACACGGGCGAGAAGCCUUUUCACUGCAUGCAAUGCGGGAAGAACUUCAUCCACCAGAGCCACCUCAGACAGCACCAGCUUAUUCACACAGGCGAGAAGCCCCAUCGCUGCUCCCACUGCGGGAAGAGCUUCAGGCGCCACAGUAACCUCCAGGUCCACCAGCGCAUACACACCGAAGAGAAGCCACACUGCUGCCAAGAGUGCGGAAAACGGUUCACCCGAAAGAGCACGCUUCAAACGCACCUGCUCACUCACUCCACCGAGAAGACCCACGCCUGCUUGGAAUGCGGAAAGAGCUUCCCAUACGACAGUCACCUUCAGGUCCACAAGCGCAUACAUACGGGAGAGAAGCCGUACAGCUGCUCACGCUGCAGGAAGAGUUUCGCUCACCAGAGUCACCUCGAGGCUCACCAGGCCGUUCACGCAGAAGAGAAACGGCAUCAGUGCUCGCAGUGCGGCAAAAGUUUUAGUCGAAAGGGCACGCUCCAACUUCACCAGAGCAUUCACACGGGCGAGAAGCCGUUUCACUGCUCGCAGUGCGGAAAGAGUUUUCGACGCCCGAGUCACCUCCAAAUACACCAACGCAUUCAUACCGGAGAGAAGCCCUACCACUGCUCACAUUGUGGACGGAGAUUCCCGCAUUCAAGCACACUUAAGACGCACAAGUGUGUUCACGUUGAGCCAUCGGUCACUGUGGUUUUGUGAACACCAAAGGACUCCCAGUUGUCAAUGGGUUCUUAAGUUUUCUGUUUGUGGGAACGUGUUUCGAGAUCUUCCAACAAUCCCACAAAGUGAUUCAGAUGUAAUUGCUAUAAAUUCUGUUUUCCUACAGAAAGCUCUCCAUGGUAGCCUCUGGUCAUGUUCCCUCACCCUGAUACCUUCUGUUAAUGCUCCUGCAGCAGUAGUUCCAUUGAUACAAACUUGAUCGUUUCUGGAAAGUGUGUGUGUGUGUGUGUCCUCAUGGGAAAAGUAUUUCUUUAAGAAACAAACUGGUAGGGUAUUGUCACGCGAAUCAAUUUGGCCAUAUAACAAUUUUUUUCGGCUUCUCCCAUUAGGGGUCGCCACAACGGAUCAUCUGUCCCCAUACGCCCCUGUCCUGUACAUCUGCCUCUUUCAAACCAACUGAAUGCAUGUCUUCCCUCGCCCCACUAAUAAACCU